UCUCUCCCUCCCUCUCUCCCUCCCGGCAGUGCAUCCCCAUCCCCCACACGGUGGCCGUCUCUUCGGGUGAAAGCUGUCUUCUCUGCGCCACUGGUCCGACAAAAACGCUGCUGUAGCAGAGCCAGUCCGCACCGACCCAGAGCAGAGCAGACACAGGAGAAAGCACGUACGCACACGGGAAUCUUUUUGCUGUUCGACCGAGUGGUUUAGAUUUGCAUAUCCACUUCCACUCCUUCCUCAUUUGCAUACAGCAAGAAUGGCGAGCGGGCAUCCCACAGACAAAUUCAGUUUCAUGUAUCAACCAGACACGCACAAGAGCUUACAUCUCUCUCCCUUCCAUAUUCCCCCUGCCCCCUCUACCGCUCUGUCUUUUUCUCCCUUUCUCAGUAAGAACAGGUUAGCUUCAGCUAUGAAUCCCGUCUACAGCCCCGUUCAGCCUGGCACUCCAUACGGAAACCCUAAGAACAUGGCCUUUGCAGGCUAUCCAGGAGGGUAUCCCGCCACGGCUCCCACCUAUACACCCAACCUUUAUCAAACAGGGAGUCCCGGGUAUCCACCAGGAUAUUCAGCAGGCACCCAAUACAAAGUGCCCCCCACUCAGUCAAAUGGAGCACCCCCCCCCUACACCCCGAGCCCCACCCCGUACCAAACAGCCAUGUACCCCAUCCGCAGUGCCUACCCUCAGCAGAACCUAUACGCACAGGGAGCGUACUACACCCAGCCGGUGUAUGCGGCUCAGCCUCAUGUGAUCCAUCACACCACCGUGGUGCAGCCCAACAGCAUCCCCUCCGCGGCCCUCUACCCCGCCCCCGUCCCCGUACAGGCUCCUCGCAACCAAGGCAUGGCUGCCAUGGGGAUGGUCGCUGGGACAACCAUGGCCAUGAGUGCAGGUACGGCCAGACUCCUGGCUCCAACAUGGACCCUGCUGACCACGCCUCAGCACGCCCAGAUUGGAGGACACCCGGUAACUGUGCCAACCUACAGGCCCCAAGGGACACCUGGGUACAGCUACGUCCCGCCCCACUGGUAGAGCCCACCCAUCAUAUCUGGAGUCCACCAUCGUAUGCAACUGCUCAAAUCUUACCCGGGCUCCCACUGGUAACCAUGGGAACUCGGCACCUGUCUGCAAGAACAAAACUAAAGUGCAACAGCCACUUUACUAUUAUUGUUAUUGUUAGUACGCGACAUUCUCUAACGUUUUUACAAAAGCUGCUUUUAUUUUUUUCUCUCUGUUCAUUUGCCAACCAGUCAUUACCUUAUUUUGUAUGGCUUUUUUAUUUGAUGUCCUCUUUAUUUGUUUUGAUGUGUUUGUCAUUGGAACUCCAGAAGGACUCUUGACCAAUCACGGGUGUCAGUUGCUCCUGUUUUGUGUUGUGCUGGUGUGUGUGGUCCUUCCUGCUGCUCAGUUGGCUGGAAAAUAUCAGGCACUUAUUCCUCAUUAUCUUCUCCGUCAGUCACUACAAACACUUAUUGACUUGUGCUGCCAAACUUCUAAGAACUAGAUGUCAGCACAGGGUUUUAACAAACUAAGCAUUUUAGGUUUCAGGUUAUUUGACUUCUUGAUAUUCUUUCUUGCCUUUGUUACUUUCUUCCUCUUUUUUCGUCUUCCAGCGCAUAGCUGUCUGUCCGGCAGUAGUCAGUCCAUCCCCCCCGUCGUUUAUCUCCGUACGAGUGCUACGAGCAGAGCGCUUACUGACCCAUCCAGCUGUGUGUCCCACUUCGUCCACUUUAGCAUGAUGCACACCAAGUAAACAUCACCUACUUCAUGCUACAUACUCUGCAGGCUAGUAUGACGGGACACUUUCAAAAUCGUAACCUUAAGUGUAAGUCAAUGCAUUUCAAAUUGUACGAAUAUUUGAUUAACCGCGUCACCGUCGUGGGUGGUCGUGCGCAGUUUCUCACACACACGCAUACACACACACACACACAGGGGCUCCUGUGAUGUGUUGGACACCACAUGAUCAUUUAGUUGCACUUACUGUACAAUAUGUUCAGUUCUGCUGUUACUGAUCAACACACACAAAAGCAGACACACAGGACAUGGAUUUCUGAGUGUGCAUGGCAGACAGCAGAGGAGGAGCUUAAAGGGAUUGUAUUGGCGCAAAGACAGGAGACAAGAUGUGGAGAGUAGACCAAAAGGAGGGAGGAGGAGAUGACAUACUCAGUCAGGUGUGUUUAUUUCAAGGUACAAGACAUUUGAGUUUGUGUUUCUUACCUGCAAGAGACCACACAAUAUGCUAUUUUUGCACUACAUGUUUUGUACAUUGACUCCUCACUGUGAUUACUUCGUCUCCUCCUCCCUUUUUUCUUCCAGGUGACGAUUUUGUAACCAAACACUCAAAGUAGAAAACCUAGACUCUUACAUAUUCAUGACUUAAUGGCCCAGUCUAAUAAAUAUGUGCUGAUAGAUGGAUACGAUUCAAUUCAUAGUCCAGUGCUGAAAAUGUCCAAUCAGAAGGCUGGAAUGUGUAGACACCGAGUCCAUGCCAUAGGGACAAUUUGUUAUUCUCCGAGUCCAGAUUUGAACUUUGAGGCUAGUGCCAUGUGAUUCAGGAGCGCUGGUUUCAGUGUUGGUGGUUACAACAGUCUGAGACAUGAACACAAGGUGCAGAGCCUGGAAGACGAAGUGUCUCGGCCUCUUAGUUUUAAACCGGUUUAUUCCAGGUCGAUUUCAGACUUUUUAGUAGUCUAUAAUAUCCUUAUUGCAAACGUUUUGGAAUGUACACAUAUCUGCUUUUACUGGCAUUUAAACAUAAUCCACCAUUUGUAAUCCAGCAUAAUCUUAAUUAGUGUUCAGAUGAGGAUAACAUUUGAGCCAAUGAAAAAAGGACCAUAUACAGCCUUUUUCUGUUGCCUUUUUUAUGCUUAUUCAUGUGAAAGCGUGUAUGUGCAAAAGCAGUAUGGCGACCCAUCUUAAUAACACUACAAACCUACAGUAGUGACGGUAGGGUUCAAUAUUUAGGUGAGGCGUGUGGCAUUUUUCAGGAUUCACACAGAAAAAAGGACCGAAAUCACCGCUUCAUAAUCUGUAGCGUACAGAUUUGUUUUACAAAAGCAUUUACUGCGCUGGUAUGUAGAUGAAGUGGUUUGAUAUUGCAAUAAAAUAAGAGGGAAUGCCUCCAACUGUUCACAUACAGUUAAUAUUUUAUCAGCGUUUGGAAUUGAUAAUUUUUUUUGAAAUGCUUGUAAUCUCUAAUGUGGAUAACAGGCUCUGUAUGCAGUCUCUAUUCAAUACUAAGUACAUGUAAUGCUAAGAAGAGAGGUAGAACAUAUCAAACAUUUGGGUUUUGAAUAACUUUGUGAGGAAAUGUUGCACAACAUGAGAAAAAAACAAACUUGAUGACCAUCAUUUAAUGCUAAGUAACAGGUACCUAGGCUUUGUAGUGAAGGAGGGAGGAGCAAUUUAUAUUGUAAUUUAAAAAAAUAAGACGAUAAGAUUGAGUGUUUGAGCUAUUGUUAGUCCAGAUGUUUGUACACUUGUAGGUUAAUUCUCAAGAAGAUAUUGCAUUAUGCCGCUGUCGGAUGGAAAAACGCUUGUAUUUCUGAAGAUAUAAAGUGGAUGUUAUCGGGUCUUAAAGUGUCCAACAUCUGUGUUUUUAUUCAACCUGAAAAGAAUACAGGAAGUAGGGUUUCUUGCGACAGCGUAAAUGUUACUCGUCAUUAGGAUUUAUUUAACCAACCACUACUAUCAGUAUUUCUCAAUUAAAUUGUUUUUUCUUUCCCUCUGGUAAAUUGAGCACAUGGGUAUGCAUAAUAUUCAGGUGUAACUCACUAUAGCAUUGGAUCUUUAGGUAAAAAAAAAAAAAUGCAGUAUAUUUAUACAGCAAGUGGUACAGUAAUGUAUUUCUAGCUAAGCAUGGUUGCAUCAGUGUGGCAGCUACUGUUUGCGCUUUUAAUAUUUUAUUUGUUUUACCUUUUCCACAUCUCUGUCCUCUACAUAUCUGUCACCGAGGAGGGGGAGACGUUUAGAUAAUGUCCGUCAACAAAUUGCAGAGAUUCUUGACACCGAAUCCUACAUUUGUUUGACUGUGGAAAGGCUACCAUGAUGCUUUAGGAGACCAUCUUUGCUGUCUUGUGGGUGCAAAGAUGUAUUUAAUGAUGAAUGGAAACCCUCAGCCUCAAUGCCCUUUUUGUUCUGUGCCAUAUUUCAAACGGUAAAGAUUACUUUCAUCUCUGGUGAACUUCUUGUUCUGUCUAGCUUCUUGUGAAUCUGUAUUUCCCUAAUGCUGAAUCUUCACUUUGUUGAUGCAUAUUGCCUGUCUCACUUUGACCUUUCUUACAGUAUCCUCCAUGUUUGUCCUACUUUCACUCCAGAGGCCAUUUUGCAUCCCACCAACCAUUCAAACACUCAGUUAUUCACAUUUCAGGGAUGCACAAUGAUGCCUGAUCACUAGUUCUGCUCCCUCUCAUGUCCACGUCUACCUUUCUUCUUAAAUGUCUGCUCUCAGCGACAUGUUUUUGUUCCUUCUCUCCGACCUUUGCAAUCUCCACCGCCCCGUCUGAGUAGCAGUCAUAUUGAACUAUAUGAUAGUCAUUCAAUUGGUGAUACCCUUUGUAAUUUUUGGUCUUUGUUAAACCUCGACUGAGCCUUUUUUAACACUAGAUGUCGCCAGUGAUGGAGUCUUGAAUCACCAUGGGUCUAGGCUUUGAGCCGAAAUAAUGAUUUAUCGGUGUCCUUUACAUUUUUCAAUCAAAAUUGGAUGUCAUAUUUUUUAACGCUGACACAUUUGGGGGGGGGGGGGCGGUCUUCUCCAAAUGUAACGCCCUUUUUUUCCCCCAGAUAUUUGUUCUCAAAUGCCAUUUUAGACAUGUUUUUAUAGGAGGGGUUGAUCUUUUUAAGUUGAGCGUUAUUAAGAGAGUGCUUUUCUUUCUGGGCUGUGGACCAAUCCUCUUAAAAACUUUUUUUAUGUGGGGGUUAGGCAGACACAACAGAGCAGGUCUGGUUUUCAGGAUGUAGAAACUGCUCCUCAUUCACUCCAUUCACCGCCUCUUCAUUCAUUUCAAUUUGCACUUAAGUGAAAAUGGACAGUUAAACACUUUAAUGUGUUAAGUGGGAGAAAGGCAAAGUUGUCAUAAUGAUGGGUCUUUCAUCAUCUUUUAUUUUUUCCUGUAUCAUUCUAUCCUCUGUGACAUUUCCAAAUGUUGAAAGUCGGUCAUUUUACUGAGGAUUACACUUUUUUUUUUCUCCAGUACAUUUAAAAAAUGCUUGUUCACUUUGACAGUGAAAAUGCACCCAGAACCAUUCACACCACUUCUCGUCUCCUUCCCUCCCCCCUCUCUCUCUCUCUUCCUUUGUUUGCCUUGCCGUUGCUAAGUCUUAGUUUUUAAAUUAAAACACUACUAUCAAAGUAAGUAGUAGGCUCUUAAAUGUCUUCGAUGUUCUGCUGCAGCUUUUUUAAUUUCAAUUUGUCCGAGAUAUCUCUUAGUUUAAUUUCACACUAAAUGUGAAAAAGUGGAAAUUCCUUGUCUUCCAAAAAAAAGCAUACUUGUAUCCCCCUCUCCCUGGAUCGAGUAUUUGGAACAAUCCCAUCUUUGGAAGUUUUAGUUUGGUACCCAGUUUGCACAUGCUAUGGUAUAUCUGUUACCGUAAGGUUGUGUUUGAAACUGAAGCCCAACGUGUGUUCAGCGUUGAGAGAAGUGAACUGUAUGUUAGCUAUUUGGUCCAGAGUGAAGGACCAGCGUCAGGCUUGUGAUAUGAAGUGUAAAUCUGUUUUUAAUUUUUGUUUUUUUAUGUUUAUUUUUCUUUUGUUGUUGAGGGGUUUUUUUUAAGAUCAGUUAGUGAUCGAGUACUAUAACUAAGCCAAGUUUGUAAUUGUAUAUUUACUGUAAAAUGUAGAACAUUGAAUAACUAUUAAAAUUUCCUAUAAAAGGAA
Messenger RNA from Gymnodraco acuticeps, 5873 nucleotides. RefSeq names its product family with sequence similarity 168 member A (gene fam168a). The record is from RefSeq and is a predicted model, not a curated record. The transcript is spliced from 8 exons. Bases 257 to 1030 code for a protein of 257 amino acids. Gene Ontology annotation, biological process: positive regulation of base-excision repair. NCBI's taxonomy places the organism in Eukaryota, Metazoa, Chordata, Actinopteri, Perciformes, Bathydraconidae.